Molecule: messenger RNA, 459 nt
Organism: Monoraphidium neglectum
Lineage: Eukaryota; Viridiplantae; Chlorophyta; Chlorophyceae; Sphaeropleales; Selenastraceae
Exons: 1
Coding region: 1-459 (152 amino acids)
Source: RefSeq, a predicted model, not a curated record
AUGCGCAGCGACAGCAACGCGCAGCACGAGCAGGCUGGCACAGGACACCCGGCAGGGAUGCUCCAGACGCCGCAGGCCACCGGGACGGCGGGUGCGCUGAAGCGGGGGCCCCCGGAUGCCACACCUCAGAAUGCAGCUGCACCCCCUUCGCCCAAGCAGCAGCACGUCGAGGACAUGCAGCAGGCGGCGCCGCGGGCUCCUCGCCUAAUUCUCAAGUUUGAGGGGGAGUUGGACCUGCGCGGGCAGGACGUGAAGGGCGCGAUCGAGGCCCUCAAGGGCUAUAUUGCAGGAACACAAAUCAUUGCGACAACCAAUGGCAUGGUGACCAAGCUCAUGGUCGUCACGGGGCACAGGCGGCACACGCGCAAGGAGGACGGGCCCGUGAAGAACAAGGCGCCCCUGCGCAGGGCGGUGAGUUUGCGCAUCUCGGUGCAACGAGGGGGCCACUGCCGUGCAUAG